Dermacentor albipictus is the source of this 4152-nucleotide messenger RNA. RefSeq names its product chitin deacetylase Cda4 (gene Cda4). Gene Ontology annotation, cellular component: extracellular region. Lineage: Eukaryota; Metazoa; Arthropoda; Arachnida; Ixodida; Ixodidae. Gene Ontology annotation, molecular function: hydrolase activity, acting on carbon-nitrogen (but not peptide) bonds; chitin binding. The record is from RefSeq and is a predicted model, not a curated record. Gene Ontology annotation, biological process: carbohydrate metabolic process.
UGCCUUUCGCCUUCGGUGCGAGUCGAAGACGAACUUGCCUCCGAGAAGGGGAUAAACUGCCGCGAUCCAACGCAACCGGCCCUGCGCUCUCUCUCCCCCCGCGUCCCAUUCGAGCCUUGGCAGUUGCCUUCCGAGCAACGCCGCUUUCACCCGCGACAGUUGCUCAUCGUCGUGUCGCCUGAACACAGCACUUGAGUGGAAAGCCAUGGAGUUUUCACCGGCCGCUAAAUCGGCCAGACUCUUCCUGGUCGCCGCACUUCUUGCCUUCUGUGCACGCGACGCCGCCGCUGCAAGUGGAGCGGAACGCGUACGCCGCGACGCCGAGGACUUCGAGUGCCCGUUCCCCGACGGGAUGUUCGCCAACCCCGACACCUGCCGUCGCUUCUACAUCUGCUCGGGCGGCACGCCCUUCAGCCAGGCCUGCCCGCCCUCGCUCUACUUCGACGACGCCAAGAAGUUCUGCACGUUCAAGAACAAGGAGCUUACCUGCGGACCAGUUGAAAGCACAACCACGGAGCGGCCAAAGCACGACCCGGACACUGCGCCCAAGUGCGAUCCGUCGACGUGUGUGCUCCCCGAGUGCUUCUGCAGCGUCGACGGAACGCGCAUCCCCGGAGACCUGGAGCCCAAGGACGUGCCCCAGAUGGUGCUCAUGUCCUUUGACGGCGCCCUGAACGGCAUGAACUUCCCGCAGUACCGGGCCCUACUGCACAAGGAGCACCGCAAGAACCCCAACGGGUGCCCCAUAAAGGCAACCUUCUUCCUGUCGCACGAGUACACCAGCUACUUCAACGUGCAGAGGAUGUUUGCCGACGGCCACGAGUUUGCCUCCCUGGGCGUCACGCACCGCGGCCCCGAGAGCUGGUGGUCCAAGGCCAAGUACGAGAACUGGACCGAAGAAAUAGUGGGCAUGCGCGAGAUCUUGUCCCGCUUCGGCAACGUCUCCAAGGAGACCAUACUGGGCAUGCGUGCCCCCUACCUGAAGCCAGGCGGCAACACCAUGCUCAACAUGAUCUACGACUUCGCCUUCGCAUACGACUCAUCGUUCGCCGCGCCACCCAGCAAGACGCCGCUGUGGCCAUACACGCUCGACCACCGCAUCCCGCACCACUGCGUCAACAAGGGCUGCCCUACGCACUCGUACCCGGGCGUGUGGGAGGUGCCGCUCAAUACGCUGCACAGCGAGGAAGGCACCGGCGGUCAGUGCGCGCUCGCCGACCAGUGCGUCUUUCCAGAUGACGAGGACACUGUGUUCGAGUUCCUGCUCGAGAACUUCCUGCGCCAUUACCGCACCAACCGCGCGCCACUGGGACUCUAUUUCCGCGUCAACUGGUUCACCGACAAGAUUAAGACCAAGGCGCUGCACCGGUUCGUGGACCACAUACUGAAGAACUACGACAAUGCCUGGUUCGUCACCAUGCAGCAGGCACUGCUGUGGAUGCGCUCGCCACGGCGCAUCGCCGAGUUGCGCGACUUCGAGGCGUGGGGUUGCUCCAAGCGUGAGCCGGCCUGCAACCUGCCGACUACGUGCGCGCUGCCCUUCGCGGACGAGUACUCGUACGGCGAGCUGCGCUACAUGGAGACGUGCACCGCGUGCCCCGCGCGUUACCCGUGGAUCGGCAACUACGGCGGCCAGCAGGUCGGCAAGAUGAUCAUGGACGAAGUGGCCGAGCAGAACCGGCAGUCGGCCGUCGAGGGCUCCGGCAGCGAUGAAGACUACAACGUCACCAGCGCGGCAGCCUAGUUGGCUUGUCGCGAGCGCGCCACAGGCCAUCGAGGACACUCCGCGAGUGUGCGAGCUCCCGACACCGGAGGAACUCGAAGCUAGACAUGGAGAUCGAUACACGCACAGAGUUGGGCCGCUUUCGCCAAGAGCGAAGCUGUGAAAUGGCAGAAAAAGCAAGCUCCCUGUGUCAUCACAAAUUGUGACAGUGUUUGGAUAGCUGCUUAACUGUUGGUAGCUACAAGGAAGUUCACUAAAUACGCCAUUUAAAAAAAAAAUCGCAUUACAGCUUUAUUACAUUUAUACAGAAAAGUAAAUAAAUAACCGUAUAAAAGGAGUGGACUGCCACAUCUUGAAGUCAUCGAGGCCCCUCUUUGGCCAAGAAAGAGACUGUGAAAAAAAUCUGACAUCCAGUUGCGAAUUCUUCAGUUCUGAGGAUACCUACCCUUUCGCACUGAACGAAUAGUGAGGGCAUUCUAAAAGAGUCACCUACCAGUCUGGGCCGAUUUAUUGCUUGUUUGCUUCAGUGCCCCUUUAGGAGUGGAAGGCGCUCACAUCGUUUGUUCUCUUAACGACACGCGGGCAGACACCGUCAAAGUUCGUCCCAACCGCGCUCAUGCGGCAAUGAAUGGACGUUCGAUGUCGGAUUUUAAUUUCAUUGACAAUCUAAGGACAACUCUGGCAUCUAGCUGCUAUGUGCGACUGAAUACAUUUGUUUAUCAGAUAGGUAGUUAAUAUCAUGUCAAUGCACAAGAGGCCAUUGCUUGAGUUCACUUAGCAACAGCCCGUUAGUCACAAUGCGAGGAACAAAUACAUGAUCUGUUGUCAAUACUAAGCGCCGAGAAACACACCGAUUGUCAUGGUUACUGUCAAACCUCACCCAGAUAUGUGGUAUCCUGAGAUCAGAGCGAAAGCAUGUCCGGUAUAGUAAGAACACAUAAAUUCGCAGCAAAUGCCAUCGUCGUCCGAUACGCCUCUCUACUAAACACGCACAAAGCAGUAAAAAAUUUAAGCACCAAAAUUUGUAACGAUGCCAGAAAUAAACUUCAACUUUUCUCUCUGCUUCCAGGCACCAGCUUGUUGCAGAUGCGCAAGCGAGCGUACCGAACUGCGCCGCGUAAACAAGAAUACGAGCCGUCGAAUUGCUCUUAAGUACCGCACCGCUUACUAUUACGAUGGGCACUUUUUCGGUAAGUUACUGUCUACUUAGCGUUCAAAUCCGUGGCCCCAGUGUCACUCCGCAGGGCGCAAAACGCACUUUAGCACGCUGUGUUUCUGCAAAACAGUAAUGCACGGCAUGAGCUGCACUCAAUGCCAACAAUUUGCUGCAAAUUCUCGAUAACACGAACCACUAGGCGUCACACAGAGAUACGGUUUCUUAAAGGCGAAGAUUGUACGCGGCACUGGAGAAGGCCAUGCCAGAACUUGGGGGAAAAGUGUAUUAUCCCGAAAUGUAUAUCAGCUAAUAUUGUGCUAAAGUACAAUAGUUAUGUCGUUCUUGUCAAAAAUACCUGCCCACAAACAGACAUAUCAAGCGUGCGAAAUGCGGGGUUUCAAGUUUCAGUGGCACAGCCACAUCAGUACUUUCGCUGGCAUGGGUACAAAUUGAAGGAUGACUGUGGAGGUUCCGCCUCGCCUUCAGGAUUGGAGACCAGGGAAUGCGCCGCCCAUUCUCGUUCGCUCGCUGUAUACGCGGUACACACUUUGUUGCUUUGUUGUUGCUCGUGUACUUCGUUUUGUAGACCCAUAAUCAUAAUUUAUCCUGUUUGAGAAUAUGUGCGCAUUUUGCUCAUGUCCACAUGCAUAGUUCUUGUUCUUUUCUUUUUAAGUUUUCAUAAUGCUCACUAUUCAUCAAUGCAUUACUUUUCAUGUGUGCGUCAGUGCUGUGUACAAAGCUCUCUGUUGACAUGUUACCGAUCGAGAACAGAAAGUUUUCUCAAAUAUGUCCUAUUCUCUGUGCCUAUCGAGUCACCGUUGCACCACGCAUACCGUCUAACAGGUUGAGCUGUACUGUGAAAUUUCAAUUUUAACAACAUCUACAUGAACCUUUCACACUGCUCGAAACACAACUCAGAACUUGAAAGAAAAAAACUUUAAGCCAGCUGAGAGUAGCACCACCCUACAAAGAAACUCGCAUAGGCUUCCUCUGCAACUUCGUGCUACUCUCGAAUGAAAGGCCAUUUUUACUUUUCAAUAGGACUUCACAACCUUACGGCAUUUCCGCACAGCUGGUGAACUUGCAGUUACUUGUUAUAUGAUUUUUUUUUUUUGCUUCAAGUUCCUGGAUUACUGCCGCCUUUCAAAUGCCUUAUCGAGGGUCUUCACGUUUCCCAAAUGAUAAAUGAAACAUCACCGCAACAACCGCUGAGGGCAUGACGAGCUUCAUUUGUGUACAUCUUUUUGUCAUUCGAAUAAAGUUCGUGUCUUUA